Messenger RNA from Manduca sexta (tobacco hornworm), 1762 nucleotides. Its product is annotated as neuronal PAS domain-containing protein 4B-like. The record is from RefSeq and is a predicted model, not a curated record. Gene Ontology annotation, molecular function: RNA polymerase II transcription regulatory region sequence-specific DNA binding; DNA-binding transcription factor activity, RNA polymerase II-specific; protein dimerization activity. Gene Ontology annotation, biological process: regulation of transcription by RNA polymerase II. NCBI's taxonomy places the organism in Eukaryota, Metazoa, Arthropoda, Insecta, Lepidoptera, Sphingidae.
UGAACAAGAAGCCGCAGUGAUGAAGGCUAAUCCGUGGCUCUACCACUACUACGCGGUACAAUCUAAACUCCACUACGGUCUGGCUUACGAAGCAGCUACAAGAAUGUAUGGCCCACCACCCCCAGAUCUUCAAGUUUACCCACCAACGAUGCAGUAUACCCCAGCACCUCCUGUCUGCAUUAACGGGAACCAACCAGUCAUGAUGCCAAACCCUGGACUCCAACCUCACAUAAGCCAUGUGCCGGCGCAUCUAGCCCCCAUGCAUUAUGCUUACGAGAGACCCGAAAACGGGCCUGUCGAUUAUUCCGUCUCUCUCCAAGACAACAGGUACCACAAUAUGCGGAUAGAGGAUACGAGAAUUCAGCCUAAUGCGAAACGAAAAGGAAAAAAUAGCGACGAUAAACCGAAUACGCCGGUUUCCAUGUCUCCUCGGUGUACGCCGUCCACGGUGACAUCAGGAGACACGUUAGUGGCCGUUUCGGCUGGUUCUAUUGCUAGUAGGCGACCAGGAUCGAAAAACUUCAACAUAACAGAAACCGAAAUGGUUGACCAAUGGAAUCGUAGUCCUACGUGGUCAGAAUCGGCACUGCAAAAGGUUCCUGACGUGUGUCAUCAAGAUUUGAGUCCGUACGUCACAACCACACCUCCCACACCCAGUGGCACCCCUUCAGCGUACACCCAUAACUAUAGUCAUACGUUUGUGUUUGAUUGGUCACCAGAGCAAUAUGUUCCUCAUACUAACAAUAGAUGUAACACAGUAACCACAGAAAGUUCCUAUCAGCAGACGUGGAAUAGGAGUCAAAGAACAUUCGCUAACAGCGGAGAGAGUUCAGUAGAUGAGAACUGCAAUCCUAAUAGAUUAAGUUUAUCAAUGAGGGUCAGUAAUCCACCGCCAGCAUAUAAUGCGACACGAGAAGAUGUGCUCAGAAGACAAAUAGAUCGUCCACAUCCAGACUCGCCGGAUGCCAAAAGCCAGCAUUAUAACUGUACCAAUACCUAUCGUGUAUUAUUAUUUUAAAUAGAUCAAUAUUUUGUUACCCCUGUAUGAAUAAAUUUUAUUAAUUUUAGGUUUAUAAGAAGCUCUGGAACUCCCCUGUGAUCUUUGUGUAUGUAAGAUUUUUUGUAAAGUGCUAGAUAAAUUGUAAAUAAACAUUCCAUUGCUGUAGAGUUGUACAAAUAAAGUUAGUGUAAGUGAAACAUAUUGCUUUAUGUCAUAUGAUUUGUGUAUAUGAAGUAUGUCGAUGUAAAUAUCGUAUAUCGGUGAAGUUAAUUUCCUAGUAUUUUAUUUACUUCGUAAUAAUACGUUAGAAUACGAAAUAGUUCCAAAAAGUCGCCUUUUACCUGUGCAUCUUUUUAAAAUUUUUGAUUAUAACCGAUGUUUUGAGCAUUAAAAAAAUAUAUCUAUCUACUUCUAUAUUUCCAGCCUAUAAGGUGAUGCAUGAUAGUUUUAUUUAGUUAUUUCUUUUUCUUACUUUUCCUCUUGUAGUUUAUAAAAGUACAUUUGCAAAUGUGUAUUAUUUAUAAAAUAUUGCGCGUAAUAAAUACCAUCCCUAAGCAUUUAAGUAAUUUUUUGUACUGUCGAUAAAUUUACGAAUCCGUCCAAAUUCGAGUCUUGGAUAAGAAAACUUGUACAAAAUAAUUUUAGAUGUAACUAUGUAAAAAUUAAAACAGGAUGUCUAUCGUAGUUGGAUUAUGUAGUAUUAAUUUAUGAACAUUAUAUUGUUGAUCGAGUUUUGAAAAGUAAAGAUAUUACAACCAAAAA